AAGGUGAUUCUCUGGGGACUGAGGAGCGUGAGGGCCCAGAUGAUGAAGGCUCCAUGCUCUGAUGAGGAGGCCCAGGGCUACAGGCUGAGUAUGGGGGCGAGCCUGGUCCUGGCCUCCAUGGGCUUCAUCAUGAUGGUGGCGGGCUCCAUUGACACCAAGUGGAUGAUCCUGGAGAGGUCCAACGGGAAGGAGCCCAUCCUCAUCAGCCCCUGGCUGGUCUGCGUCAAGCAGAACUGCAGCAGAGAGACCACCACAGUGGAUAUAAGAGUGACCCAAAUGCUCAUGGUCACGGCCCUGAGCCUCUCCCUCCUCCUGGCCCUCAGCCUGGUGUUGGACUACCUCCGGAUCGUUUCGUGGUUGGCCAACCACCACCUCACGUUGGCCAUCCUCAGCUUCCUCACAGUUUUCUUCCUGCUCCUCGCAAUGCUGAUACUCAACAGACGUCUGAUGCACGUAUACAAAAACUUCUACAAGAUUACCAUCUUCUGGCCUUGUUACACCAUCUGGGUCUGCUUCUUCCUGUUCGUCAGCUCAGGGAUCUUGUGUUUUCUCAACUACCAGAACUGCAAGUAUCGCGCCAAGAGGGCCUCCGCGGUGCCAGGAGAGGUCCAGGUCCAGCUAAGCAGACAAGGCAGCGCCGUCACAGAGGGAAGCAACUCCCAGCUAAGCCAGGGCCCGUCCUCCACAGGCUCAACCCAAGCCUCAGUUGCCUCUGGCUCACUUCUCGUCCCCAGGCCCCAGAAGGCCACCUUCAUGGUGCUCAAGUCUUCCUCCGGGCUUACCGCUCUGCCCUUCUGAACGACCCAAUAAACUAUUAAG
Messenger RNA from Tachyglossus aculeatus (Australian echidna), 819 nucleotides. RefSeq names its product transmembrane protein 225-like. The transcript is spliced from 5 exons. Gene Ontology annotation, biological process: negative regulation of phosphatase activity. Bases 40 to 798 code for a protein of 252 amino acids. The record is from RefSeq and is a predicted model, not a curated record. Lineage: Eukaryota; Metazoa; Chordata; Mammalia; Monotremata; Tachyglossidae.